Messenger RNA from Xenopus tropicalis (tropical clawed frog), 3916 nucleotides. RefSeq names its product tripartite motif containing 2 (gene trim2). The record is from RefSeq and is marked provisional. Lineage: Eukaryota; Metazoa; Chordata; Amphibia; Anura; Pipidae. Gene Ontology annotation, molecular function: ubiquitin protein ligase activity; zinc ion binding.
GUUUUUCACCUCUGUAGCUGAUGAGAGAGCUGCAGCUGCCUAUCUUUUUUUCUGCUACGUUUUCCCUGUGCGUCACUGCUGUACCAGGAAUCAAGCAUCAGCCACUGAUACACGGCUGUUUGAGAAUGGCUUUCACAUGGAGGACUGCUUGCCCUGCCUCUCCCUGCAGUGUGCCUGGAAAUCUUUACUAGCAAGGAUGAUGCUUUUCCCUGUGGGAUUUUCUGUCUCUCGUUGCUACAAUAGAAUUUCAGCCCAGUAUUUUUGCUGACUACAUGGAAUUGCCAACGACAAUGGUGUGCAAGGUGGAAGGGAGCUUAACCCACAUGUCAGUGGUCUAGGAUGGCCAGUGAAGGCUCCAAUAUUCCCAGUCCUGUGGUGCGUCAGAUAGACAAGCAGUUUCUUAUCUGCAGUAUAUGCCUCGACCGAUAUAAAAAUCCAAAGGUACUUCCCUGUCUGCACACAUUUUGUGAAAGGUGUUUGCAGAACUACAUUCCAGCCCACAGCUUGACCCUUUCUUGCCCUGUCUGCCGCCAGACAUCAAUCUUGCCUGAGAAGGGUGUCUCUGCUCUACAGAAUAACUUUUUCAUUACUAACCUGAUGGAUGUGCUGCAGCGGAGCCCAGAUAAUGGCAUUGAGGAAUCCUCCAUUCUGGAGACCGUGAGCGCUGUUGCGGCAGGAAAGCCAUUGUCCUGUCCCAACCAUGAUGGAAAUGUGAUGGAAUUUUACUGCCAAUCAUGUGAAACUGCUAUGUGCCAAGAUUGUACUGGAGGGGAACAUGCUGAGCACCCUACUGUGCCACUUAAAGACGUGGUGGAACAACACAAAGCUGCACUACAGGCACAGCUGGAUGCUGUCAAGAAAAGGUUACCUGAGAUUGAUUCUGCUCUUCAGUGUGUGUCUGAAAUUGUAAAUCAAUUAGCAUCACAAAAGACUAGUAUUGUUGAAGAAAUACACUCAACCUUUGAUGAUCUGCAGAAAACCCUAAAUGUGCGCAAAAGCGUCCUUCUCAUGGAACUUGAAGUGAACUAUGGUCUGAAACAUAAAGUUCUCCAAGCACAGCUUGAUACAUUAAUUGAAGGUCAGGAGAGUAUUAAAAGUUGCACAACAUUUACCGCACAGGCACUUAACCAUGGAACAGAAACAGAGGUUUUGUUAGUAAAGAAACAGAUGAGUGACAAACUGAAUGAAUUGGCAGAACAGGAUUUCCCAUUACAACCACAUGAGAAUGACCAGCUGGACUUUAUUGUGGAAACAGAGGGAUUGAAAAAGUCCAUUCACAACCUUGGAACUAUCUUAACCACAAAUGCUGUGGCCUCUGAAACAGUAGCCACUGGGGAAGGGUUGAGGCAAAGUGUGAUUGGACAACCAAUGUCAGUCACCAUAACGACAAAAGACAAAGAUGGAGAACUGUGCAAGACUGGAAGUGCUUACAUUUCAGCAGAGCUAUUCACACCGGAUGGUAGUGUUACUGAUGGUGAAGUAGUUGAUAAUAAAAAUGGUACAUAUGAAUUUUCAUAUACAAUUCCAACAGAAGGUGAUUUCACUCUUUCCCUAAGACUUUAUGAUCAACACAUUAAGGGAAGCCCCUUUAAACUCAAAGUAGUUAAAUCAGCAGAUGUUUCACCCACAACAGAAGGAGUUAAAAGGAGGGUGAAAUCACCUGGAAGCGGUCAUGUCAAACAGAAAGCAGUAAAGAGGCCUGCCAGUAUGUAUAGCACAGGAAAACGGAAAGAAAAUCCUAUAGAAGAUGACUUAAUCUUCAGAGUUGGAUCUCGUAAAGAUGAAGAUGUUCGUUCGCUUACAGGAACCAAGGGAAGAAAUAAAGGUGAAUUUACAAAUCUUCAGGGGGUGGCAGCAUCGACAAAUGGAAAAAUCCUUAUAGCAGACAGUAACAACCAGUGUGUUCAGAUAUUUUCAAAUGAUGGACAGUUUAAAAGCCGCUUCGGUAUUCGAGGCAGGUCCCCAGGUCAGCUACAGCGACCAACAGGAGUAGCUGUACAUCCAAGUGGUGACAUCAUCAUUGCAGACUAUGAUAACAAGUGGGUCAGCAUCUUCUCAGCAGAUGGCAAAUUUAAGACCAAAAUUGGAUCGGGAAAACUUAUGGGACCCAAAGGUGUUUCUGUUGAUCGCAAUGGCCACAUCAUUGUGGUGGACAACAAAGCCUGCUGUGUGUUUAUUUUCCAGCCAAAUGGAAAAAUUGUAACCAGGUUUGGUAGCCGAGGAAAUGGGGACAAACAGUUUGCAGGUACACUCGAUGGUCCUCAUUUUGCAGCUGUCAACAGUAAUAAUGAAAUAAUUGUGACGGACUUUCAUAACCACUCAGUUAAGGUAUUCAACCAAGACGGUGAGUUCAUAUUAAAGUUUGGCUCAAAUGGAGAGGGCAAUGGCCAGUUCAAUGCUCCAACUGGAGUUGCAGUGGAUUCCAAUGGAAAUAUCAUUGUAGCUGACUGGGGGAACAGCAGGAUACAGGUUUUUGAUGGAAGUGGGUCGUUUUUAUCUUAUAUUAAUACAUCUGCUGACCCACUCUAUGGGCCUCAGGGACUUUCCCUGACAUCGGAUGGUCAUGUGGUUGUAGCAGACUCGGGAAACCAUUGCUUCAAAGUUUAUCGAUACCUGCAGUAGCUAAGGGGCCAUAGCUUUAUGGUAAAACUGCAUUGCAUUUGAACCAGCACCUUCAUGCAAGAUUGAUUGGGAAAAAAAUCAUGCUUCUUAAGAAGUGAACUCCAAAAGACUUUGAUUUUAUUUAACCACGUUUACGGUCUGGUGAUGACUUGCUUUUGUUUAAAGUGUUUCAUCGCUAUGAAUUCAAAGUGGGCUUGUAAACGUACAAGGGGAUGGCAUUAACAUGUUAGAGGAACCUUAACACAAAAAUGUAAAUGACUCAUCUUGUGCACUUAGGUCUUAGACCUUUUAGAAUAUAUACUCAUGGAAUGGCGACUCCAUAUGCGAGUUUCCAAAUAAUUAUUAACCAGUUGUUAUACAUAUCUCUCCAAUGCUGAAAUCUGAAAGUCUUCUAAUCCAUGUAUAUUGGUAGCUGUUGUGUUAUAAAGUAGAUUGUACAACUGUACAUUAAUAUAGCAUUGCAAAGAACAGUGUAAUCAGUACAACAUUUUUAAGCUGUUGUCAUGUUUGUAAUUAUUACACAAAUCUAAGCAGCCUUAUAAGGCCAUGUGCAUUUCUAUUUAUUCUGUGGGAAACUGAUAUAAUGAGCAUACAUUCAGUACAUAUUGUUUCAUUUCAUGCAUUCUGACAAUAUUAUUUUUUUAUAAAACAGAAAAAAUACAAGUUUCAUAUUAAAACGUAUUCAUAGUUUUUUUUUUUUACUUCUAAUUUCCCAUGAGGUCAUGCUUUAUUAAUAACUUACUAUAGGGAAGCAAAAAGGGAAUCCGAACAAUAUUGCAUGCUCCCUUCCUAAUAAGACAUCUUAACAUAUAAACAUUGUUCUUAAUAUAAUGAAAGCAGAAAGACAACGUAGGCUGCCUUGAAAUGGAUAAAUAGCCAUAUGAAAAUUGGGUUGGGUGAGUUGCAUCUUAAUAGCACUUUCCAACAAUUUGAGUACAACAGUAAUUCUGAUAAUCUGAUUGAAAUAAUUUGAAUCUGAAAAAAUAGAAAUUAUCAAGGUGGGAGGAUCGUAUCUAAAAUUUUUUUUCCCCCUGUGCACACCUUUUGCCUUACAUCUUUUUGGUAGUGAAAAGAAACAUAAAGGUGAACUGGUAAAUGUAUGGUUUUAGGCUAUAGAAUUGCCUGAAAUCAGGGAAAGGUGGAUCUGUUGGGAAAAGCUUUGUCUGUUUUAAAGUAAGAUUUUGAUAAAAUAAACAUUUUUCAGUUUUUUGAAGGAACACUGGAAUGAUAUGUUUUAAUCAUGUCUUUGAAAUUCUGUAAAUCGCAUUUGACCAAUAAAUGGCAAAAUAACGAC